AGUGCUACAGAUGUAUCCAUGGCCACCAUGUCCAUCAGCUGCUACUAAAUCCUUCCACCAUGGUCCAGGUCACGCUCCGAGGCUGGAAGUCUGGACCAAGUGUGCAAGUAGGAGAGCCCAAAGGAAAUGGGCGUCGAGGGCUUCUCCCAGAAUGCGCGCGCCGUUCCUCCUCCUGCCUUUUUCCCAGAUUUUGGAAGAAGAGGGCAGCGUCCGCUCGACAGAGGAGGAGAGGAGCGCGAAGGAGAGCGAAGAGAACGAAGGGCCUUUCGUUGCCCAGCAACUCGAACGGUGAACGUGAGGGACACAGUGCUGCAGUGUUGCCGUGCCAAAGCAAGACUUUUCCCAGCUCCUUUUCUGGGACAUGUGUUCCUAAACAGUCUAUUUCUGUGAAGGGGAAAAACAAGCUUUGGUUAAACAUCGUCUCCUCCGCACCCUGUCGCCAUCAGGACCCGGUGGCUUAACUCCAGUUCGCAAUGGCUUUCCUGCUGAUAUCUGUGACCCUCGUACACCUUGUGACCUUGGCCAUGCUCUUCAUUGCUACCAUGGAGAAGUCCUGGUGGGUGUGGGCCGACACGGAGAACUCGGACCUGUGGUAUAACUGUGUAACCGAUAACGUCACUGGCAGCUGGCUGUGUGCCUCCGUUAAAGAAAACGAUUGGCUCCAGGCUAUGCAGGUUCUGAUGGUGCUGUCUGUCAUCUUCUCCUCCAUCUCCUUCCUGGUCUUCAUGUGGCAGCUUUUCACCAUGUCCAAAGGAGGCCUCUUCUAUUUCACUGGCCUGAGCCAGGUGUUUGCGGGUCUCACAGCGUUCACUGCCACCCUCAUCUACACCCUCCGGCACAGGGAGAUUCUGGAGGAGUCACGGCCGCUCUCCGGGGAGUUCGGCUACUGCUUCAUCCUGGCAUGGGUGUGUGUGCCAAUCCUGCUGUGCAGCGGGGCGCUGUAUGUCCAUUUGCGCAAGAGAGAGUGACCUUCAUCGCUCGUUUACUCUCCGUAUUUGACAUUCCGUUGUUUCUCUCGUUGGCUUACGAGGAAAUUCACAUUUAUUUAUUUAGCAGAGGAAAGAAUCGCGACAUAAAUGCCGGUUCUCUGACUCAUUGCCAAGUAGAUCUGCUGUCAGGAAUAGCGACAGGUUUGUAGUUUAUAAAUGUCUGCACCUGCAAAAAAUAUUCGCUUAAUUUUGAAUUUUAGUCCUUUCAUACUUAUAAUCGCAAGAAGAGACAAUGAAUACAGGAAUAUAUGUUUGCUGGAUGCUUUAAAAGUUCAAAACUCGUCUCACCGUAGAAAAAAUAUACACACACACAUUUG
This is a messenger RNA of Scleropages formosus (Asian bonytongue), 1306 nucleotides long. RefSeq names its product epithelial membrane protein 3a (MAM blood group) (gene emp3a). Gene Ontology annotation, cellular component: plasma membrane. Bases 474 to 968 code for a protein of 164 amino acids. NCBI's taxonomy places the organism in Eukaryota, Metazoa, Chordata, Actinopteri, Osteoglossiformes, Osteoglossidae. The transcript has 7 exons. The record is from RefSeq and is a predicted model, not a curated record.